This is a messenger RNA of Syngnathoides biaculeatus (alligator pipefish), 2407 nucleotides long. RefSeq names its product homeobox A4a (gene hoxa4a). Gene Ontology annotation, cellular component: nucleus. Gene Ontology annotation, molecular function: RNA polymerase II cis-regulatory region sequence-specific DNA binding; DNA-binding transcription factor activity, RNA polymerase II-specific. Gene Ontology annotation, biological process: embryonic skeletal system morphogenesis; anterior/posterior pattern specification; regulation of transcription by RNA polymerase II. The record is from RefSeq and is a predicted model, not a curated record. The transcript is spliced from 2 exons. Lineage: Eukaryota; Metazoa; Chordata; Actinopteri; Syngnathiformes; Syngnathidae. Bases 845 to 1603 code for a protein of 252 amino acids.
UGCGUUGCUGCAUGUCUGCAAAUGUUUCUGGGCGAGCCUUUCGGAACACAUUUCGCCCAUGGCUGCCAGGAUUUGCUUUGGAGAUCACUGUCAUCCAUCCCUAAAACAGUUUAUUGAUGACUUCUGAGAUAUGAAAGGACAUCUGAAUAAUCAGAUUCAUAUCGGCAAUGGGUUGCCAGGUUUAUGCGGCUUUUUUUUUACUGGCGAAACGAAGGAAAUUUCUUGCUUACAUAAAAGCAAUGGUGCGAGGUGUUAUUAUUAUUUUUUUUUUUUGUGUGUAUUUUUUUAACCGCUAGCGAUGCCGUCCAAUCCAAGCUGGGGCUCCGCAAGUCAUUGUCCAUAAAAGUGUUGCUGAUGAUCGUGUGCAAAUGUUUAUUUUACACCCAAUCCUGUCAUCGAGUCUGUAUUUUGCAAACCCACGCGAGCCACGUGCACGUUAAUAAUCACAAAUCUUGCUUCGCUUCAGUGUUUUAUGAAUAUAUAUACUCAUAUUUGAGGUUUUUUUUUUUUUUUUAGUUUUUUGUGUGUGUGCACGGACUGAAGCCUCGCCCCCAAAAGUUUGACGCCGUGCAGUAAACGAGUACCUCGAUUGGUUUUGCUUUUAUAUAAUAUGAUUUAAGAAGGAAGGGGGCUACGUAAGCCAGUCCGCCGAGGUUCUGCUGGUGCCAGUGCCAUGCUUUCCAUUGGUUCCUGUUUACAUGAUGCCCACAGGACCCGCGCUGAUUGGUGGCCGCGCUCACGUGACCACACAACUUUGUACAUUUGACAGCGAGUAGGAGGGUUUUGUGGAGAUCAGAAAAACGACAGCGCGAUAAAAAUUAGUAUUGUUGCACUUCACAAAUUAAUGACCAUGAGUUCCUACUUGAUAAACUCCAACUAUAUCGAGCCGUCCUUUCCUCCAUGCGACGAAUACCAGCAGGGCGGAUACAUCCCCAACCCGGGGGACUACUACGAGCGGCCAAAAGACACGGGCUUCCCCCAUCACGAAGAGCCGUCCUACCCCAGGUCCAACUACACGGAACCGGGCUACGAUUACACGAACGUCGCCGCGGCCCCCGGACUGGACGAUUUCAGCGACGGCCACCACUCCGCCCCGCAGCCGCAAACGCUUCCUCAGAACCACGGACCGCGCCUCGCCUCGGCCCCGGACGGCAUUAAGGACUGCAGCCUCGCCGCCGAGGUCUACCCGGGCGUGGUGAAAGGCAAAGAGCCGGUGGUCUACCCCUGGAUGAAGAAGGUCCACGUUAGCACCGUCAAUGCCAGUUACGCCGGAGGAGUGCCCAAGAGGUCCCGCACUGCCUACACCCGCCAGCAGGCUCUGGAGCUGGAAAAGGAGUUCCACUUCAACCGCUACCUGACGCGGCGCAGGCGCGUGGAGAUCGCGCACACCAUGUGCCUGUCCGAGCGUCAGGUGAAGAUCUGGUUUCAGAACCGCCGGAUGAAGUGGAAGAAGGAGCACAAGCUGCCAAACACCAAGAUCCGUUCCAACUCGGCCACGUCGUCCUCGUCGUCCUCGUCCUCGUCGUCGUCUUCCGGGCCCCAACAGCAGCAGAUGAAAGCCGGCCAGCAGCUUGUCCCCACGCCGUGCACUGUGGGUCUAUAGUGCACGGCCCGCCCCGCAGUGCAAAAAUAAAAGGAGGAAACAACAACAACAACAACCCAAACUAGACUGAGACGGCAAAGAACACAAAAGUGGGGAAAAAAAAGAAGGACCGAGUGAAAAUUUUGGUGUUAUUUGCCCUUUGUGCCCUUCCAUUCUGCGGUCGUCUUUCGCGUCGUCACAUAAGCUUGAAUUCCUUUUUUUGGGGGGUGUUUUGGUUUGUUUUAUUUUUUAAAUCCCACAACGGCGACUGAAGGGUUAAUAGAGUUGCGUUUUUAUUUUUAUUUUUUUUUUACGAAUGAAGGAUAACGCACAGUCACAUGGAUCAAAACAAAGUGUUGCAUUUCAAUAAGAAAUGGCCAAAUGGGUGAGGUACACGCUUGAAUCCGUCCCUGUUGGACUUGUUUUGAAUUAUUAUUAUCCACGGAGAAUUCUAAUAUACUUGAAAACUAUGAUUUAUAAGCAGAUUUUUUUUAAGUUUAGGUCUACUGCAGUCCCGGUGUGUGUUCGAGUGCUGAAUGUAUAUCCAGGUGACGUGACCACAUUGUAAUGUACAUAAUCAAAUCAUAAACGAAGGCACAACGAGGAAUGCAUUUCUACAGGUAUAGAAACAUUAUUAUUAUUUCUUUUUUUUUUUUUGGCUUGUCAGUUGCGUGUCGUGAGGUCUUCUGAAAUAGUUUGAUUCGUGCGCGUCUGUUGUCGUGUUGUUCUAAACUGUGAAUAGACAUCCGUUUUUUGCUGUGGUCUCACUAGUGACCCCUGUGCUGUGUUGGCUAUAGUGUAGACUGAAUAUGUCCUUGUGUAAUA